Bombina bombina (fire-bellied toad) is the source of this 1091-nucleotide messenger RNA. RefSeq lists its product as uncharacterized. Bases 33 to 1091 code for a protein of 352 amino acids. The transcript has 3 exons. NCBI's taxonomy places the organism in Eukaryota, Metazoa, Chordata, Amphibia, Anura, Bombinatoridae. Gene Ontology annotation, biological process: DNA recombination; DNA integration. Gene Ontology annotation, molecular function: DNA binding. The record is from RefSeq and is a predicted model, not a curated record.
UGGCAGGGCCAGCGAAUGAAUGGAGUGGUGAUAUGAAUGACGAGAGGGCUAGAGGGGUCCCAGACAGGGCCGGGGGCAGUACUUCUACCCCGAUUGGGGGCGGCAGUCAAGGGGGACACACGGCUGGCCUGGAUACUCCCCUCUCGUUUGUUUCUCCCCCACAGGACAUGGUGCCUACACCGCAGAGGACAGAGGGCCCGGGUACAACGGGAGUAGGACUAUCUGUACAGCCAGCAGGCGGAUCAGUGGCAGCUGCACCAGGAACAUCUACCCCGUCAACAUCGGCAGUUGUUGGCGGGGCAGGGAGGUCCAUAAGGCACCUAGUGAGGGCAUCCCUGGCGCAGAACACGUGGAGAGCUUAUUCACAGCACUGGGGCGAGUGGGUAAGUUACUGUUACGCACAAGGCGCAGCGCCGGAAAGGGUCUCGAGGGAUCUGUUCUUGGAGUGGCUGGCAGAGAAACAUGGGCAAGGGACUUCGAAGGGCGCUAUAUCCAAUAGAAUAGCUGCAAUCUCCUUCUUUUGCAAUAUGCUAGAGUGGCCCAAUAUCACGAAAGGUUUCCUGGUGAAGCAAGUGAUUAAGGGCUGGGGAAGGCUCGAGGGUAGAGCGAAAGAUGCGCGCGAACCUGUCACAUUUUGUAGGCUAGCCAGGCUGGUGGACGCAAUCGAGGGCAUUUGCGUCGAACCCGGCGAAAGAGAACUGUUUCAGUGCGUAUUCUCCUUGGCGUUCUUUGCGGCCCUCAGGCCGGGCGAGCUGGUCGCAACCUCAAAGGAUGCAAUUAACACGGGUAUGCAGUUGGCUCAUGUCAAACUGGCGGGCGAUAAUUUGUUAUUGUUUAUCCCGCACUCGAAGACUGACCAGGAGGGGAAAGGGGUGUGGAUCACUCUGACUCCCUCGGCAUCAGGCGUCUGCCCGGUUGUGAGUACAAGGGCCUACAUGGCGCAGCGACCACGGGCCCCCGCCCAGUUCUUAGUGCAUUCCGACGGUUCGAAUCUCUCCCGGUGCACAACAAUUGAUCAGUCAUUAAAAGUGGCUGGUUAUGGGCGGAGCCAGCAACUGAAGGAGCAAGACGUGUGGUUCUGGAGCUCGUGA